AUGGAUGUGCUCAAGUUGGAAGGGACAGAAAUGAUAAAUAGAACCCAAACUAUCCUGGCCAUUCAAGUUUGUGUUCCAUUUCAGCGCAUUGAUUCCAAAGGCAUUUGGUUAAAAGACAAUCCUUUAGAUUUUCCAUAUCCUCUAAUGUUGUUCCAAAUUAUCCUCCUUGUUCUCAUCUCUCGAGCGCUUUAUUGUUUGCUAAGACCUUUGGGACAAACCAAAUUUGUCUGCAAUCUCCUGGGUGGCAUCAUCUUGGGGCCUUCCGUGUUAGGGCACAACAAGGCAUUAAGGGACAAACUGAUGUUCGGAGGAAAAGAGGUUGGAUUGUCAGACACUAUUGCUCGUGUCGGCGUAAUAUACUCGGUAUUCUUAAUUUCAGUGAAAUAUGACAUGGCGACGUUCAAAAUGAAGGCGAAGAAUGGCUGGAAGAUUAGUUUGGUGGGAUUUCUCUUUCCAUCUGCAGUCACCUCAAGCUUGGUUUACACGAUCGCCAGCACCAUUUCCGGACUCACUGGAGGAACAUUCUUCCUUUUAGCUCUUACAUUUUCUUUAUCUUUCUCAUAUUUCCCUGUCGUAGCUGAGGCCUUGGAUGAGCUCAACCUCAUGACUUCUGAGUUGGGCCAACUUGCCAUGUCAUCUGCCACCAUCAACGACAUAAUCCAAUGGAUCUUCACGGUGGUGCAUCUCAUAGUUAUUCAACAAAGUAUAAACGACGGAGCUAAGACUUUGGUUAGCUUAUCGGCAUUGAUAUUAUUCACUGUUUUUGUCAUACGGCCGGUUAUAAAAUGGAUCGUCAAGAGAACACCAGAAGGACAAGAAGUAAAGGACGGCUAUGUGAUUGCGAUGCAAGUUAUGCCUCUUGUUAUGGCCUUCCUCUCUGACAUCAUAGGCAUGAGGCCUGAAGCUGGGCCUAUCCUUUUGGGGUUUGUCGUUCCAAAUGGACCGCCUCUUGGUGCAGCACUUGUACAAAAGACCGAAUUCAUGGUCUCCGAAAUUUUUCUGCCCUUGUUCUUUUUCCGGGUUGGCUUGACCGUAAACGUCUACUCUGUGGACGAUUGGUCGAGUUUUAGAAAACUUCAGCUUAUACUUACCAUGUCGUAUGUUGUGAAGAUUAUCGCAGUUACGGUGAUUGCGUUGUGCUGCAAAAUUAGAUUAAGAAAUGCUCUCUUCCUCAGCAUGAUGAUGAGUAUGAAGGGCCUAAUAGAGCUUAUCGUUUACGAUGCAUGGAAGGCUGUUAAGGCCAUAGAUGAGCAAUGUUUCACUCAUAUCGUGUUGUCUGCUCUUGUGAUGACCAUGAUCGCAUCGCCAAUGGUACGGUUCUUGUACACCCCUCCCAGAGCAUCGGAAACCAUACUUUCCCGAAUCAGAAACAUCCAAUCAAUGCCAAGCAACUCAGACAUGUUCCGCAUUCUUUGUUGCUUCCACAACGAAGAGAGUAUCCCCAACAUCACCUCCCUCCUCGAAGCCUCAAACCCGACACCAUCAAGCCCCAUUUACGCCUACGUUGUCCACGCAGUCGAGCUGGUUGGCCGCGCUGUACCCCGACUAGUCCCCUUCAACACUGAAAAACAGAACGCCCGCAAAAACUCAGCCACCCGUCAAAUGGUUCAAGCAUUCGAUAACUACUUGAAAAUCUCCAGCGGGCCGGUCAUAAUCCAAGCAUACACUAUGAUGGCGCCGUAUAAAUGUAUGCACGAGAGCCUUUUUCGCCUGGCUGAUGACAAGUUUGUGCCUCUGAUCAUCAUACCAUUUCAUGAAAACCAUCCGGGAGUUGUUGGACCAAGUAUGGUCGCCGCGAUACGACACUUCAACGCCAAUGUGCAAUUAUAUUCCCGGUGUACGGUCGGGAUCCUAGUCGACAGAGGCAUGUCUUGUCCGCUGAGCUCAGUCCACUUCUCUUGCAAUGUAGCUCUGUUUUUUAUUGGGGGAGCAGACGACCGCGAGGCGUUAGCCUUCGCGGCACGCAUGUCUGGCAAUCCAAACGUCGGAAUGACGGUGUUCAGGAUAGCUUUGAGGAGUAAAUUGAAAGAGCGGAAUGAGGAGGAGCAGGUGGAUGCAAAGCUGGACGAGUCGUUGGUGGAUGAGUUCAUGCUAAGGAAUAUUGGGAAUGACCGGUUGGACUGGCGGGAGAUUGAGGUGGAUGACGGCGUGCAGCUUAUGGAUGCGGUUAUGAACUUGCAGGGGGGUUAUGAUCUUGUUAUGGUGGGGCGGCGGCAUGCGGAUAUGACGUUGAGGGACGAGGAAAUGUCGGAGUUUGUGGAGAAUGCAGAGCUGGGAGUGAUUGGUGACAUUGUUGCUUCCUCGGAUUUUUGUGGCGGGCAGGUGAAUGUGUUGGUGAUACAAGAAAGCAGGGAAUUAGGAUAUGGAGCUUUUCGCGGUGGAGUUUGA
Messenger RNA from Prunus avium (sweet cherry), 2388 nucleotides. Its product is annotated as cation/H(+) antiporter 15-like. The record is from RefSeq and is a predicted model, not a curated record. Gene Ontology annotation, molecular function: antiporter activity. Gene Ontology annotation, cellular component: endomembrane system; membrane. Lineage: Eukaryota; Viridiplantae; Streptophyta; Magnoliopsida; Rosales; Rosaceae. Gene Ontology annotation, biological process: proton transmembrane transport; regulation of pH.